Molecule: messenger RNA, 1520 nt
Organism: Prosopis cineraria
Lineage: Eukaryota; Viridiplantae; Streptophyta; Magnoliopsida; Fabales; Fabaceae
Product: extensin
Exons: 7
Coding region: 492-1262 (256 amino acids)
Source: RefSeq, a predicted model, not a curated record
UUUCUUCCAAGUGUUCUAAGUUUUUUUUCUUUUUUCCCCCCGAUGUUUGAGAUUUCUUCGUGGAUCCAAUAGUACGUUUUUCCUAAAUAAGAUAAAUAAAUAAAUGGAUCGCUUCAAAAUUUCCCAAAAUUUUUAACCUAGUCGGAGUUCUUUUAUAUUCUCACGCGCUUUAUUUUCAAUUUUGGCGAGUUAUUUGAAUACAAAGGAGAUUCAUCAAAGUCCCGGGGAGUAGCUCGGAAAUCAGAAGAAUCAGUGGAUGCUGGAAGAAGAAGCUCCAUAUCUCUCCGCUUGUAGUAUCAAUUCCGAAUAGUACUGGUAAUUAAUAUCCCGCGUGUGUUUCCCUAUAUAUACACCGAGGCCCGAGCAGUCACCGACUAGACACUUUGCAGAAUCACCCCUAUUUGACUUUCCGUAUCAUAAAGCGAGGAUAGUUCAAAGGUCAAACGCUUCAAAAUCUCUUCUCAAUCGCAUAAAAGCUCAUUUGUCCGUCUAUGUCGAUAACUGGCAUCCAAGGUCAAAUUCUUGAGGUUACCGUCGUAGGUUGCACUAAGUUGAAGGACACAGAAUGGAUUUCAAGGCAAGAUCCCUAUGUCUGCCUUGAAUAUGGUAGCACCAAGUUCCGCACCAGAACUUGCACAGACGGUGGCAAAAAUCCCAUAUUUCAAGAGAAGUUUGUCUUUUCGUUAAUUGAAGGGCUUAGGGAAAUUAGCGUGGUUGUUUGGAACAGCAAUACAAUCACCUUUGAUGACUUCAUCGGGAGUGGAAGGGUUCAAUUGCAAAAGGUUCUUUCAGAAGGUUUUGAUGACUCUGCUUGGCCCCUUCAAACGAAAACUGGCCGACAUGCUGGGGAAGUAAAACUCAUAAUGCAUUAUGCAAACGCCAAAAAACCAGGAUCAAGUUAUGCUCCAUCGGCACCCCCGUACACGAAUUCAAGCACCCAAUAUUCCGCACCUCCUCCUGUCUCUUAUCCACCGCCUGCAUCUGCCCCUUAUACGCCACCACCACCUGCAGUUUCUUACCAUCCACCACCUCCCACAGCUUACCCCUCUUCAUCACCCUAUCCAUCAUACCCAUCCACCUAUCCGCCACCACCAGGACCACCACCGCCUUAUCCUCCUCCUUCCACCACCUAUCCUCCUCCUCCAUAUCCACCACCAACUGCGGCUUAUCCUCCACAUCCAUAUCCACCACCUCAACCAGCCUCUGCAUAUUACCCUCCUGGCCCAUAUCCUGGAACGUACCCUCCGCCGCCGCGAUAUUAGAGAUCUUUUUGUAAUUAGUCAAGUGUAAUGCCAGGAAGCAUUAUGUAUUGACUUGGUCAUGAUGUAGCAGUCAUCGGAAAACUAGGAUUUUUUUUAUUCAAUUUUUAUCUAGUAAAUGGUUAUUUUAAAUCAGUUCUGUAGACAUUGCCGGUAUAUCUUGUCAAUUUCCAACGUUCAUUUGCUCUGUAUGCACUGGGAAGUUUCAGAAAGUGUCAAUAGAUUGGCAAAAGAUCAUGAAAUCAUGCGUUUUCAUCUCUA